Molecule: messenger RNA, 2814 nt
Organism: Miscanthus lutarioriparius
Lineage: Eukaryota; Viridiplantae; Streptophyta; Magnoliopsida; Poales; Poaceae
Source: the annotation of a GenBank genome assembly
AUGCUUGUGAAAUUAGGCUUUGUCGUUGUAGCCUCUGUCGCAGCUUUAACUCUGCAGAGAGACAAUGGCCAAACAAGGAAAAGGGAGGAUAAUGCUCGCAAUUCUGAACAUGGGGAGAAAGAAGAGGAGGAGGAGGUUAAAACAAUCAGUGGCAUAAUUAACUCAGCCCAUUCGCUAGACGAUGACGAUGACGAUAUGCUUUCCGAGAUUGAGAGCCUCCUGUCAGGAGACAUUGACAUCCCUAUACCACGUGAUCGGUUUGAUGUCAAUGGACGGUCAUGGUACAAUGCUUACAUGGCUAACGAGGCCUCUGAGAUAGAGAGACUGCAGCCUGCCUCUGAGAUAGAGAGACUGCGCAGCCUGGUGAGGGAGAUGGAAGAGAGGGAGGCGAAGCUUGAGGGCGAGCUUGCUUACAUGGCUAACGAGGCCUCUGAGAUAGAGAGACUGCGCAGCCUGGUGAGGGAGUUGGAAGAGAGGGAGGCAAAGCUUGAGGGCGAGCUGCUGGAGUACUAUGGAAUGAAGGAAAUGGAGACUGAUGUCACUGAGCUGCAAAAGCAGCUCAAGAUCAAGACAGUGGAGAUCAACAUGCUCAACGACACCAUAAACUCACUGCAGGAGGAGCGGCAGAAGCUGCAAGAUAACGUUGCACGUGGAGAAGUUGCCAAGAAAGAGCUCGAAGUGGCUAGGAGCAAGAUCAAGGAGCUGCAGCGGCAGAUACAGCUGGAAGCAGGCCAGACAAAAGGUCAGCUGAUGCUGCUGAAACAGCAGGUCAUCGGAUUGAAGGCCAAGGAGGAAGAGGCGGCAAAAAAGGAAGCCGAGGUUGAGCGGAAGCUGAAGAAGCUCAAGGAGUUGGAAGUGGAGGUACUUGAGCUAAGGAGGAAGAACAAGGAGUUGUUGUACGAGAAGAGAGAUCUCAUUGUGAAGUUGGAUGCAGCUGAAGGGAAAAUAACUGAGAGUGAUGUAGUUGCCAAUGCAAGAGAAGAGAUAAACAAGCUGAGGCAUACAAAUGAGGACCUCACAAAGCAAGUGGAAGGCCUACAGAUGAACAGAUUCAGUGAAGUAGAGGAGUUGGUAUACCUGCGCUGGGUCAACGCCUGUCUGAGAUUCGAACUCCGCAACUAUCAGACUCCAUCAGGGAAGGUCUCUGCACGUGAUCUUAACAGGACACUGAGCCCCAAAUCACAGGAGAGGGCCAAACAACUAAUGUUGGAGUACGCAGGAUCUGAACGGAGUCACGGUGACACAGACCAUGAGAGUGUUUCUUCAAUGCCUUCAUCACCUGGAAGCGAAGACUUUGACAACAUUUCAAUUGACAGUUCUUCCAGCAGAUACAGCUUCCUAAGCAAAAGGUCUAAUCUGGUGCAAAAAAUCAAAAAGUGGGGAAGGAGCAAGGAUGACAGCAGUAGUUUAGCCUCCCCAAUCAAUGGUUCUCCAAAGAGGAAACCAAAGGGCCCCCUGGAAGCUCUCAUGCUAAAAAAUGCUGGAGAUGGUACAGCCAUAACAACAUAUGGAAAGAGGGAUCCCAAUGAUGUCUUGGACGAUGAAAAUGUCGCAUCCUCAUUCCAAUUGAUGUCCAAGACAGUCGAAGGUUUUGCCGAUGAGAAGUAUCCCGCUUACAAAGAUAGGCACAAACUUGCAACUGAACGGGAGAAGGUGAUAAAAGAGAAGGCUGGGCAAGCAAGAGCACAAAGGUUUGGCGGUGGACACAGUUCAGCUCUUAUUUCCUCUCCUAAAGGUGCACUCCCUCCGAAACUUGCUCAAAUUAAGGAGAGAUCCCCUGCAGCUAAUGCUGAAUCCAGCGAGCAAUCCAGUGACAACCAAAACAACACCCUGGUGGUGAGCCAGAUGAAGCUUGCCAACAUUGAGAAGAGAGCAACAAGAGUUCCCAGACCACCUCCCCCUCGAUCAACCACUGCUUCAGGGGCUACCAAUACUGCAAGUGGAGCACAAACGCCACGUGCACCAGGUGCACCUCCUCCUCCUCCACCACCUCCAGGGAAAGCUGGUGGCCCACCACCACCACCACCACCUCCAGGUGCUCUACCAAGGAACCUUGGUGGGGGUGACAAGGUACACCGUGCACCGGAGAUUGUGGAGUUCUAUCAAAGUCUCAUGAAGCGUGAAGCAAAAAGAGAGACAUCUUUAGGAUCAAUGUCAUCCAAUGUUUCUGAUGCCAAGAGUAACAUGAUUGGAGAGAUUGAGAACAGAUCAACAUUUCUCUUAGCUGUAAAAGCUGAUGUGGAGACACAAGGAGAAUUUGUUGAGUCUCUAGCAAAUGAGGUCCGAGCAGCAAGCUUUGUAAAUAUUGAUGAUGUUGUUGCAUUUGUAAAUUGGUUGGAUGAGGAGUUAUCUUUCUUGGUUGAUGAGCGAGCAGUGCUAAAGCAUUUUGAUUGGCCAGAGAGCAAAACAGAUGCAACAAGAGAAGCCACUUUUGAGUACCAGGAUCUGAUAAAGUUACAGAGCAAGGUUUCAUCCUUUACCGAUGAUCCACAACUUGCAUGUGAAGAAGCUCUCAAGAAGAUGUAUUCUUUGCUUGAAAAAGUGGAGCAGAGUGUCUAUGCACUACUCCGUACAAGAGACAUGGCCGUCUCACGCUACAAGGAGUAUAUGAAGAGGGUUGGCUCAGAACUUGAUGCAUUGGAAGGCACUGAGAAAGAGCCCAAUAGAGAGUUUUUGCUUCUCCAGGGUGUGAGGUUUGCUUUCCGGGUUCAUCAGUUUGCUGGGGGCUUUGAUGCAGAAAGCAUGAAAGCUUUUGAAGAACUAAGAAGCAAAAUGACCACACAGACAUCUGCUCCACAGAUAUCUGAAGGCUGA